GAUAAACACGUUCUCUGGAUGCACCAAUUUGUCAUCAACGUUUCACCCAAAAACUGAACCAAGAAUGAAGCUCUGGCCAGUUUUGGACCUCUGCCAUCUCGACUCUUCUCCGCUAACUUGAACCUUGACAGACGGCAUUACAGAAAUGAGUGAAGUCUCUAUCACUUUUGACAAACUUACCUCGUAUGUCUUGGAGCAACAAAUUACUAGCCCUGAACACACAUUAGGCUUGUGGCCUCUUUACCCUUUUUCACUUGUGACAGUUGGAUCAGAUUGAAGCUCCAGCUUCCUACGUUUAGUCUCAGAAAAAUCCUUGGAGUCAUUUAGUCCCAACCGGUCAUUAACAGUAUAAUCAAGACAACGACCCUAGUGUUUGCAGGCUAUGCUGGAUACAUGGGCUUCACUGGCACACUCUCCAUAUCAACUUUCAAAGGUUGCAUUCUAAGGCCAUCUCGAGAACUGUCUGCAUUAAAGUUCUAGUGGUAGAAGAUAAAGCAAGCUCUCAAUUCAACGUUUCCACUGACAACUGGAGGAAUCCAUGUUCACAGUCAUUUGGACAAGAUGAAUCCAGUGAUACUGAGACCAAUUGUAGUAUCCUUAUCGCCAUCCUAGGUGACAAAAAAAAAACCAGCUGAGCCUCUGGGGGAGACUGUUGCAAAUAUAAUGACAGUUAUAAUGGGAUUCUGUUGAUCUAGCCAAAGCUAAUGGUAAUCUACUAGACACAAACCUUUCCCUUGUGCACCUUGCCAAAGUCAGUGAGAAAGGAUGCAGUGUGUUUCUGGCUGCUUGGAGGUGCAGUGAAGCAAGCAAGAGUUUUUUUGAACCAUAAGAGGGAUAUCAUCAGACCAAUUCAUCUGUUGUUGGCUACUCAGAACAACACACCUUGGGAGUCUCCAACGCUGCUAGUAGGUUGGGGACCUGACCUUGGGUCAAGAGCUGUUGUCAAAGACAAGGAAAUGGCAGCAGAGACUCAGACACUCAACUUUGGACCAGAAUGGCUUCGCGCAUUGUCCAGUGGUGGAAGUGUUGCGUCCCCACCUCCUUCACCUGCAUUGCCAAAAUACAAAUUAGCAGAUUAUCGAUAUGGAAGAGAAGAAAUGCUAGCACUUUAUAUGAAAGAUAAUAAGGUUCCUGAAGAGUUGGCGGAUAAAGAAUUCCUGGCUAUUUUACAGGAUGAGCCACUUCUGCCCUUGGCACUUGUACCUCUUACAGAGGAAGAGCAGAGAAAUUUUUCAAUGUCUGUAAACAGCUCUGCAGUGAUGAGGUUGAUGGGGCGGGGAGGAGGAGCCCCACCAGCGGGGGUGGUCAGAGGCAGAGGUGGUGCCAGGGGCCGGGGUCGAGGAAGAGGAGAAAGCGGUUAUUACCAAAGAAGUUUUGAAGAUGGAGAAGGGGGGUUUAGCCGUGGAGCACGUGAAAUGCUGAGGAGUCAGAGCUGGGAGGAAAGGGGUGACAGAAGAUUUGAGAAGCCUGGUCGUAGAGAUGGAGUACGGGUAGGGUUUGAGGAAGUGACUCCAACCUCGCGCAAGCAGGAUUUUGCUCGUUCUGACAGUGAGAACUGGCGAGCCAUCCGUGAAGAGCAGAAUGGUGAAGAUGAGGAUGGAGGCUGGAGAACAGCUGGAGCAAGAAGAGAAGGUGACCGGUGGCGACCCCCCAGCCCAGAUGGUCCUCGCUCCGCAGGCUGGAGGGACCACACCGAUCAGCAGCGGCGGCGGAGGUUUGACUUCGACUUUCGGGAGCGAGAUGAAGACCGUUCAUAUAGGAGAGGCAGGACGGGCAGUGGCAGCUAUGAAGAUGAGAAGGAUAAUUUGCCCGAAUGGUGCCUGGAAGAUGCAGAAGAGGAAAUGGGAACGUUUGAUUCAUCUGGGGCUUUCAUGUCAUUAAAGAAAGGUUCCAAGGAACCAAUUCCCGAAGAACAGGAGCUGGAGUUCAGAGGAGUGGAUGAAUUGGAUGAGCGACCAGAAAACGAAUACGAUAUGGAAUUUUACAAGGAAUCUGACAGGACGGAAAAUGGUGAUGCAGACAGAACAGAUCUGCCAUCUGAAGCAUACAACGGCAAGACCUCUCCAUCAUGCUCAUCUUCCUCUCCUUCGGAGUCCCAGCCCCAGGAGGUGUUCCUUCCGGUACCUGAAGAAUGUGAGGCUGUUGUACAUCGGGCUGAGACAGAGUUGACAGAUUCUGUGUCAGACACCCAAGGACACAACAAACCAGUUGAUGAAGCUGUGAAUUUGGGCCAGCCUGCUCAGCUGAGUCCAGCCACGGUCUCGACUUUAUCAUCCUCUUCACCUUCCUCCUCUCCUCCAUAUCCUGGCACUGCUGCUGAAUUCAUACCAGCGGAUAAUGACGACGAUGAGGGAAUGAAACGUUUUGAGCAGGAAGCUGAAAAAAUGGUUGCAUCUCUGCAUGACAACUCUCUGGACGAUGAGCGGUUUGUAGAGAUGAUGCAGGAUCAGAGGAGUCGAGCUGCUGCUGCUGCCUUGCCCCUCUCGCAUGAGGCAGCUAUGAAGUGGUUCUACAAAGAUCCACAAGGAGAGAUUCAGGGCCCAUUCACGACACAGGAAAUGGCUGACUGGUUCCAAGCUGGAUACUUUCCCAUGUCCCUGCUGGUCAAACGGGGUUGUGAUGAGGGUUUCCAGCCUCUGGGCGAUGUGAUAAAAAUGUGGGGAAGAGUGCCUUUUGCUCCUGGACCCUCCCCGCCACCAUUGCUGCCCAACCCGAAUUCGACAGAUGUAGUCAGGACACAUCAGGGCGAUAUGGACCAAGGGAGACUGAAAAAGCAGCGAGAGCUGGCAGCUGCCUUGUAUCAUCAGCUUCAGUACCAGCAGUUUCUACAACUCAUAAACAGUCGGCAACAGCUCUUACAGUGUGCACUGCAGCAGAAGGCGAACAUGACGCCCCAACAGCAGCAGCAACUUAUGCUGUUCCUGCAGCAGAUCCAGAACCUCAAAUCCAGGUGUGCAGAACAAAAUUUGAUUCCUCCUAUCAACAGAUCUGUGUCAGUUCCCGAAACUGGGUCCCUCUGGGACCUUCCAGCCUCUGCUUCACAGCCCUCAGGCUGUGAAGCGGGUAGUUUGUGGGAUUCAGCAUCUCAGGGUCCGCUACUGGAACAAAUUCAAAAACUAGAGCGAGAGAAAGCUACAAAACUAAAGCAGGAGCGAAGAGAUGUGGAGCUAAGGAACAAAAGGGAAGAGGAUGACAGAAAACGACAGGAUGAAAUCCGGUGGCAAGAAGAAGAGCGCAAACGUAGGGAUGAAGAUGAGCUCACGAGGAGGAAACAGGAAGAGGUGGUCCGAUUUCAAAGAGAGCAGCAAGAGGAGGCUGCCCGGCGCCAAAGAGAGGAAGAGGAUCGGAGACAAGAGGAGGCCCUGAGGCGACGUGACGAGGAGGAAAGGCGGCAGAUGGAGGACAUCCUCCGAAAGCAGGAGAAGGAUCGGCGGUGGAUGGAGGAAGAGGAGAGCAGGCGCCAGCUGGAGGAAGAGGCCAGGCGCAGGCUUGCUGAGGAGGAGGAACGGAAACGCAAAGAGAUGGACCUGCAACUUCAGCGGCAGCAGGAAAUGCUGAGGCAUAGGCAGCAGCAGGAGGCACUGAGGCGCUUGCAGCAGCAACAGUUGGCACACAUAAAGAUCCCUUCUUCCACUACAUGGGGGCAGCAAUCCAACUCGGUACCACCUCUUCAGAAGCUGGAGGAGGAACGGGAGCGGCAGCGCAGGGAGGAGCAGUGUCGUCAGCAGCAGGAGAUAAUGAAGGUACUCCAGCAACACCAGCAGAAGUCACCUGGCUGGAACAGUAUCCCCAAGCAGUCUAUGUCUGUAAAAUCACUACUGGAGAUGCAACAGGAACUGCAGAAACAGCAGCAGCAAAGGGCACAGGCACGGGCUCAUUCCGGUAUACCUAUCAACAGCUCUUCGGUGUGGGGAUUACCUGGUCAGUGGGGGUCUGAUAUGAACAACAUGUGGAGUGUACACGAAACUAAGAACUCUAACAUAAGCCUGUGGGGGGAUGAGGCUGUGAAGAGCACAGGCCCUGUGAUCAGGAAUGCAGGGUUGAAGAACAGCAGGAGCAGUCCUUCACUAAGUGACUCGUAUGGUAUUCCCACCAGACCGAGCAAGAAGAAGACUGAAGAUGAGGAGAAGUUACUGAAGCUAUUCCAGGGAAUGAAUAAAACUCAAGAUGGCUUCACACAGUGGUGUGAACAAAUGCUGCACGUCCUCAAUACAGCCAACAACCUGGAUGUUCCUACGUUUGUGUCCUUCCUUAAAGAAGUGGAUUCGCCAUAUGAGGUGCAUGAUUACAUUCGUGCAUACCUGGGUGACACCCCUGAGGCCAAAGAGUUUGCCAAGCAGUUCCUGGAUCGUCGUGCCAAACAAAAGGCCAACCAGCAAAGACAGCAGCAGCAGCAGUUAACAAAGGAGCUUUUAGGCCUCACUGGGAACCUCUCUCUGCAGCCUGACAGAUUACAGGACUCCAUCUGGGGGAUCAGUUCAAACAGCUUACAGUCACUGUUCCAGGCUAAUCACAACAGUGCACAGCAGUCAUCUUACGAGAGCUCCCAAGCUGGGAAAAAGAAAAAGAAGCAAAAGAUGGUGAGGGCUGAUCCUAGUAUCCUGGGCUUCUCUGUGAAUGCAUCAUCAGAGCGACUGAAUAUGGGAGAAAUAGAGACAAUGGAUGACUUUUAAACAAGGUUUUUUUUAAAAAGUUCCUAAAAGCUGCCUUUGACUCCUAAUUGACCAUACCUGGAACAUGCUUCAUGGUAGGCAUCCACGGUGAUGAAUCCAGGAUCUCCGCUCCCUGUGCUGGCAAGAAGUGUGAAAUUCACUUAAUUUUUUUUUGUGAACCCUCUGGGUACUUCUGCUCUUCAUUGGAUGAAGCACCUUAAUAACCAUGCACUUUAUCAGACAUUGUAUAUAGACUGAAACUGGAGGUUUUCUUGAAUAUAAAGUUCCUUUUUUUUUGGAAAUAUAUCUGCAAAACACUGUUACUGUUUUUAAAAAAAAAUUGUUUUUUUUGAAAGGACGUGGAACCUGAAGAAAUGCACUUAAAGACUGAAUCCAGAACUGGAAGUUAUGGUGUGCUAUAGUUUGGACAAUGUGAUUUGAGUGUUUAGGUCCCUUUUUUAAACAAAAAAAAGGAGGCAGAGAGAGAGAAAGAAAAGGGAGAGGAUCAGGAGGCCACUUACUCAGUUUUGCUUUGGUUGCACAUAAAGCACCGAGCUACAUUGGACUAACCCGAACAGCACUGCGCGAGAGUGGAUUUUCAGCGUUUACGUGGUGCUUUAUACAAGGAAUGUAUAUAUAAAAAAAAGACAAUAAAUACAUACUUGGACAGAGUAGUUCAAGUGGACUGCUGCGUUGACAGCUUUUUGUUGGUUUUGUUUUUUAAAAAAGAAAAGCUAUUUUCCCCACCCCUUCCUAGGUUAAGUACCUCUUAACCCAGGAAUCCAAGCUCACCGGCAGUAACGCGGAACCCACGCUGUCUUGACAGCCACGCGGACUGCACCACACCCAGAAGCGGGUGGCAGCUGAAGAAUCGGAAAAGGGAAAGAAGGGGAAAACGGAGAGAGCCUGACCCUCCAUUUUGCUUUGUUCUUCAAAAGGUUGCAAGAUGGCGGAAAGUCCCUAAAAACCCUUGUUAUCCCUUCCCCUACCCCCCUCCCUCACCUUACUCCACUGAGGUGACUUAACAGCUGUGCAAGGGCUGUACGCUAAUUACCACUGUUCAUGUGGGACCAUUCAGUCUUGUGUGUUUUUUUUUAAAGAGGAUAGUUGUACUUGGUCUAAGUUUGUGUGUGUGUUUUUUUUUCCCAAAUUUAAACUUCUGUUCCCUUUUGGAAUAGAUCCAGAGUGGUAGGACUGAAGUGCAUCUCUUUAAAAGUUGGCUGCUUUGUAUUUGGACUCUGGCAGAAUGGCUCCCACUGAUGAUGCAUGUUUUUUUUUCUUUUUUGUUUUCUCUUAUCAAACCACAACUUGUCUUAAAGCUUUAAGAAAUGAGGUGAUCCACAGGUUAGCAUCCAGAAAGUCUGGGUGGAAAAGUGUGCCCGCUUCACAGGCGACUCUUUCGGAAGAUUGGAACCAUAGUGAAGUCUAGUUGACUUGUGACCGGACAGAAUAAAGUCAGUAAGUGUCUGCAGAGUACAUUUAAAAAUGGCGGUGAAACCCUUUGAGGAGAGAGAGAGAGGGAGGAACAGUGGUUCAGUUUAGAAGAUGCACCAACUGGGCGCAGAGCCUUACAGUGCAGAAUUAUCCCAGGUUGCAAACUCCUGGCUAAGGUGGCAGUAGGAUUUCUUCAGAUUGUCCCAGAACCAGAUCAGUGGGUUCUGCUAGCAUUUAUCCUUUCUUGCUCCAUUGACUCCUGGUCUAUAGCAUCCAAGUGGAUCUGGAAGCAAACUUGGUUCUGACACUUGUGACUGCAUAUAUGCUUUCCAGGGUUGUGGAUGUUUGAGUUGAGAACCUAAUUUUGUGGAGAGGGGGGCAGGAGGGAGAAAUGGUGCAUUUCUGCUGGAACGGGGCCUACAGAGUCUGCAUGUGCAGUGCCGGAGAACCUGGGUUAGACACAGUGGUUUGGAAGUGAUUGCAUAUCAUUUACUAAUUGUGGUAACUAUGAUUAUAAUGUAAUUGAGUGUAAAAGUAAAGACCAUUUCAGUAUUAACUAACCUCAAGUGUACUUUCCCAACGAGUGAGUGCAUCUCAAAACUUGGUGUGAAAAGGCUGUUUGCAUCUCUCUGAAAGCGUUGUCUUUCAUCCCCCCCACCCCUAUCCCUAAAUGUGUUCAGCUAGCUGAUUUAUUACAUAUACACUCCAGAGCACUGUUUAAAAUAGGAAUUGGGCAUGAAGAUAGUAACUGUGCAACUGUUGCUGCAUCACCCAUGUACGUGUGUUUCCUUGCACUACAACAAGCAGUAACAGCUCUUCCCCUGUUCACGUUAAUUUUGUGCCCCCCCCCCCCCCCCCCCCCCAAUCCACCUAUGGUGCACCCUUGCAUCUGGUUAAUUACUGCAGUGGAUGCAAGGAGGGAGAAUACUGAGCUUUAUUUUUAAGUGGCUGUAUCUUCCCUUUCCUAAUUGAAAGCUUAUAAAGUGCAUUGUGCCUGAUUUGAGAUUGCUGUUUCUGUUAUGUCUUCGCUUAAAAAAAACUCAAGCAUUUAAAAAAAAGUUAUCUUAAUUCAAACAACCCCGUUUAGUAAAUUACCCUGAGUAAGUUAAGUGAGGAUCGUUUCCUUCUGAACUAAAUUUGUUUCAACUGGCGGAAGUUACAGAAGCUUUAAUUGAAUGGGAUGUGGUACAUUGUCUGAGUUGCUCUCAUGAGAAUGUAGUUGUAAACUGUUUUUAAUUGUGUGUGUGCUUGCCCACAGGUCAGCACUUCCUUGAUCCCUUGUGCUAGGGGAAUGUGCGCACAAAAUUAAGAACCUAAUGUACUUGGAGUGUAAGCAUUAAGAUGCAACCAAUAGGACACAACUUGUCCUUUACCAGGGUACUCCGUAUUUGCAUUUACCCCAUAUAAAUCUCCUCCACCCUACUCCCAAAGCCUGUAAUUGUUGGAAGUGUUGACCUGGUAUGCACACUGUUCACAUGCUUACUCACCUCCCACCCACCCACUCACUAUCUAGGUUAGUAUUCAGGCUGAGUCUUUUGAGAAGCAGGCUAGUGCUUCUUCCAAAUUUAAGCAAAAACGCACAAUUUUUUUUUUCCAAGUGGGUUGGGCACAGAGAGAGUAAGAAUCACUGCAUGACCUCUAAUCCACUGAAGGUAUUCUUUAUUGUCCAUUUCCCCAGCAAGCAUUUUGUAUUUUUUUUUUAAAGUUCUCCUGGGUAGACUGGUUGUGUUGCAGUUUACAAAAUGUGGUCUUCCCUGUGGAAGGGUUCACUGCUGUCACCAGACUGGUUUACUUCUAAUUGUGAUGUGGUAUGUUCUGAAUUGGUCCCUUCAAAUGACUCCACCUUCAUCCACCACCCUAGUGUAAGAUAGUUCAAGGCCCUUUCUCCACUUGCACCCCAGAGUUGAGAUGUCUCUUAGAUACGUGUUCUGGUUAUGGUGGGGAAACCCGGUGUGUGGCCUUGGUGAAUGUUUCUAGGUCUCCAGCGUGGUCUAAUGCGAUCUUGAUGACAGCAAUGGGGUCAACAGGAUUGAAGACCAUUGAGAGUGAUGGAAAGAUAAACAUAGGACAAAUGCAUCAGCUGCUGCAAGGGUUGCACUCUGGAGCAUUGCAUUGACUCCUGGCCCCAGUAUAGUUUUGUAUAAAAACAACCCCUUCCCCAGGCCAUGGCAGUCAGCAUGCUCAUCUGGGGUCAGCUUCACUGCAAGAUUUACUCAUUUUGUGCCCAUUUGUGUUUGGCUGCUAUUGUAAGGAAUGACGAUUGUAAGACUAUAAAGCCAUGAGCUAGCUUAUUCAGCCUAGGCUGUACUGGUCCAGAUAUGAAGCACCACUUAUUGCAUAAGCUAAAUUAAUUCUGCACUCUUCUCAGUGUAGAUGUGUAUAUUUUAAACCAUGUCGGGUUUUUUUUUGCGCAAUGCCACAUUUUGCUUUCUGGAGCACAUCCAGGAAUGUAGGCAGAUGAAGGAGGUUUUUUUUGUUGGCUUGGGAAGGGAGGGACAUUGGGGAGUUAAUGCAAGUUGGAUGACUUAUUUGCACAACUGUUUCAUUUGAUUUUACAACCAAUAUCUGUCGUAGGGGAGGGGGGUUGGGUGGGGUACGGGUGUAAUGUACUUUUUUAAAAAUUGUUGUGCAUAAUCUCCAGAGCUUUGUAGAUACUUUGCUUACUGUAUUAAUAACUUGUACUUUUUGUUGGUUGGAAGCCUGACUACAGAGUAAAAGUUUAAACCUCCCUCUGCUAAACACAAGAUAUUAUUUUCCAGGUUGGGGAGCUGUGUGAAUACUGCCUUUUCACAAGUCUUUUGAGCUUUGCAUUCUUUUUGUGGAUGUAAUAAGGGGAAGGGGGAGGUAAAAUAAGACAGACAAAUGUAAAUAGUUUGAGAUGUAAAAAAAACAGAAUAAAUUCGUACUGGGUUUCUGAAACUGAAA
This is a messenger RNA of Pristis pectinata (smalltooth sawfish), 9011 nucleotides long. Its product is annotated as GRB10-interacting GYF protein 2-like. The coding region runs from base 957 to 4673 and encodes 1238 amino acids. The transcript is spliced from 33 exons. The record is from RefSeq and is a predicted model, not a curated record. Gene Ontology annotation, molecular function: protein binding. Lineage: Eukaryota; Metazoa; Chordata; Chondrichthyes; Rhinopristiformes; Pristidae.